ACUGAAAUGUAUUACGUCGCCCAUCGACGUAAAUGUGGCGCGCCGCUAAGCGCAGUUUAGACUUUAAAUAUAUGUUUACCAGAGAUUUAAUGUGCACGAUAACAACAUAAACAGUAAAUGGUUUAUGAAUUAAAUAUAGUAAACUGUCGAAUCGCUAUAUUAGAAUGUGGAAACUUCAACCAGCCGAAUCUGGAGGGGAAAGCUUCUUUCUGCUGCCAGGUCAGAAGUAUGUAGUCGGCCGUAAGAACUGUGAGAUACUGCUAUCUAAUGAUCAGUCCAUCAGCCGUGAGCAUGCCCACCUUACUGUCACUGAACAGGGAAUCUCAUUGAAAGAGAGCUCUAAAUAUGGCACCUUUGUCAAUGAUGAGAAGCUUGAGACUGGCUCCACAAGGAUCCUCCAGCCAGGAGACAAAGUCACAUUCGGAGUGUUUCAAAGCAAGUUCAGGCUGGAGAAGGAUUGUGUUGUGGUUUGCUCAUCAUGUGUUGAUAAUGACGGAAAAGCCUCCCUCUCUCAAGACCUGCGCUCCGUCGGAGGGCAACUAGUCAACUCAUGGACACUGAACUGUACACAUCUUGUCAUGCCCACUGUAAAGAUCACUAUAAAGACAAUUUGCGCACUGUUGUGCUGUCGGCCUAUAGUAAAGCCUGAAUUUUUCAGGGCGUUUAGCAAAGCCAUGCAGCAGAAACUGCCUUUGCCUGAACCUGAGAGAUUUAGGCCUCCGAUUGAUGAGCCCAGCCUGUCUAUAGAGGAUCUGGACUUGAGCGCUCGGCCAGAGAGAAAAGCUCUCUUUAAGGGGAAAACAUUUGUGUUCUUGAACUCCAAACAGAUGAAGCGUUUAAGUCAGGCAGUGAGUUGUGGAGGUGGGGUCAACCAGCUGUUGGAGGAGGGCUCUCUGCCCCUUUCACUCCUGGAGUCAAGCAGUACUUGUGUGGUUGAUGUGAUAUCUGGAAACUCGCAGGUUAUAAUCCCUCCCACCACCAAGAAAUGGGUGGACUCUGUGGCAAGGAUUUUGCAUGGAAAUGGCUUACGCUUUAUUACAGAGUCUGAGAUUGGAUUGGCUGCAAUUCAUAUUAAUAAUCAAACAUACUGCAAUCCCUGCUCAUCUAUACGUUCUGAAUCGAUGAAAGGGAAGCCGAUCAUGGCUUCAGCAACACUUUCACAAAACACUGCUGUGGAUGAAACGGCUCUUGCAGCACCUUCCCAGAACAUCACAGCUUAUGUGGUCAACACUGAGAUCACGCAUGACCGAAGCAGGAUAGAUACAAGUGGAAUCAGUGCAGUUGGUGAGACUCCAGAGAAGACGGACUCCGCACAAAGGCCUUCACGCCUUUCCAAAUUGCCAACCAGUAAACCAUCCCUCGGCCCAGAACCUUCUGCUUCUCACAUUAUCAAUGAGACAGUGAUGUCAACAGAGAGCUCCAGUGGGGUUAAACCCGAGCAAAGGUUGAAAACAAGUUUUUCCUCUUCAGGCAGGGGGUUGAAAUUGACAGACCCUGCCAGUGGCAGCUCCACACAGUCCCAACCAAAACAGCCAUCUCUCACCAACUACUUCCAGCCUGUCAGCAAGAAAAGACAACUUGAAGACAGUGCUAAUUCUGUCCAGUCAAAGACCAAGUUUUCCAGAAAAGACAGCGAGGACAAAGAUGAUGAGAUGAUUGGUUCUGGCCCUUCUUAUGCUCAGAAAGGUUCCUCCACCAGUAGAUCUCAAAAAACCUCAAGUACAGCCCAAAACCAGCAGAGCGCUAAACCGCAAUUGAGCGCCAGUCUGGGUCUGAGCUCUUGUCUGGGUUUAAGUGCCGGUCACAGUGUGGCCCAACCGGGAAAGGACUGCGGUUCAAGUCAAAGCAAAAAAAGAAAAGAACCAGAGCAGGAUGUCCCAGAAGACCCUGCUGAUUUAGACAUGUCACUUGAAGAGCUUGAAUCCAUCAUGUCUGAAGAGAUGGAUGAGCCUCUGCCGGCUGCAGCCAAUAAGAAACAAUGUCUCGAGUCAGGACGGAACAGCUCGGUCAAUAAACCUCAAUUACCCAAUCAGCAAAAAAGCAAAACGAAUCAGCAGAGUAGUGCCAACAACAUCCAGCACUUUCAGCUGGAGAGAAAAGGCCAAACGGCAACAAAUCAGGCAUCUGAAAGGGAGUCAAAGAGGUCCAAUCAAGUGCCAGAAUCCAAGAAAGUGACAAAUCUUGUGCAGGAAACACUAAGUUUAGCCAAUGAGGAGAAAGGCAUUGACCAAGAUGUAAAAAACGAGGAGGUGUCAUUUGUUGUGACUUCAAGGACCCAAAAUGGCAUUUCUCAGACAUGUGAGCCUGUAGCCAAACAGGAACUGCAGACCGCAGCCUCUCCAUCUGGAUGUGAGAAUGACUCGGAGUUGCCCAGGAGGCUUGUACAGAUUCAGUUUAUGUCCCUGACUGUAAGCACCUCCUCCAGAUCAAAACCCAACACGCUACAGACCAACAACCCCAAUGCUAAGAAUGUCAAAAGAUUUUGCAAGACAUCCGUCCCUGGAUUAAAGGGGCUGCCUAAUAUUAUCGGAGGCUCUGAUCUGGUGGCUAACAAUCGUAGCAAGAACUCUGAGCUGGAGGAGUGGCUCAGACAGGCAGCCGAGGAGGAAAAACAAAAUGAACGAGAGGAGACUUUGGGUGAUGAUUUGUUCAGGUACAACCCUAGAUCCACCAGGAAAUGUAAAUAAUAAUAUGAAUGAAAGUUCAUAAUACUGCUGAUCUGUUUGAUGACUAAGAAGACAUGGAACUUGUUGGUUGGCAAUCCCCCAACUAAUACUACUAAUACUAAGACCUUUCUUUGUUCUACACUCAACAUUGAAGGCUUAAAGAUAAUCUUUAAGAUAUGCAAAGAAAAAACACAGUUCAAUGUUUGUACGAGGUUUAUUUGUCUAUAAUAAAAAUACUGUACAAAAUGUAUAUCUAUAUUAAAAGUUUUACAAAUUUGA
Molecule: messenger RNA, 2945 nt
Organism: Paramisgurnus dabryanus
Lineage: Eukaryota; Metazoa; Chordata; Actinopteri; Cypriniformes; Cobitidae
Gene: nbn
Product: nibrin
Biological process (GO): double-strand break repair via homologous recombination; mitotic G2 DNA damage checkpoint signaling; telomere maintenance
Cellular component (GO): Mre11 complex; nucleus
Molecular function (GO): damaged DNA binding; protein binding
Source: RefSeq, a predicted model, not a curated record